AUGCCAAAGCCUCUGCAGCACGAAGAACGGAUCCAAUCAGCGGUCGAGGCCUUACGUUCAGGCGAAACCCAAAGCAUUCGCAAAGCUGCGGCUGCAUUUGAUGUACCAAGGGCGACUCUGCAAGAACGCGUCAAAGGGGGUGCUACGCGUCAACAAGCGCAAGUCAAGAACCGAAAGCUACACCCAACUGAAGAAGCAGCCUUGAUUCAAUGGAUCGAGUCAAUCAAUGGAUCGAGUCACUGGACGACCGUGCGUGGAAACUUGAUGUUGCUCGACGCGUCUAUCGCAACUACCCCGGUCCCUGCAAUGACUGUUGGCGAGAACUGGGUUCAUCGGCUUCUUGAUCGGCAUCCCCAUUUGAAGACGAAGUAUUCAAGAAAGUAUGACUAUCAGCGAGCCUUAUGCGAAGACCCAGAGAAGAUUUCAGCGUGGUUUGCACGGGUGCAAAAGACGAUCAACGAGUACGGAGUCCUCGACGUGGAUAUCUACAACUUUGACGAGACCGGCUUCCAGAUGGGUGUUGCAAGUACAUCUAAAGUGGUUACUCGGUCUGACCGACGGAACCGACCUGUUGUUAUUCAGCCAGGGAACCGAGAGUGGACGACAGUCAUUGAAUGCAUCAACGCAACUGGUUGGGCACUUGAUCCAUUGAUUAUCUUCGAAGGCGAAGUCCACAUUUCAACGUGGUACGAAGGCUCACUCUUGCCGAAGACAUGGCGGAUUGGAGUUAGCGAUAACGGCUGGACAACCGAUCAGCUUACUUUCGAGUGGCUUCGAGAGGUCUUCGAGCCACAAACUCGAAACCGAACGGUUGGUCGAUAUCGGCUUCUUAUUCUCGAUGGUCAUGGAAGUCAUUCGACGCCUGAAUUCGACAAAUUCUGUACUGAGCAUCGGAUCCUUACAGAGUGCAUGCCUCCGCACUCGUCGCACCACCUCCAGCCUCUUGACGUCAGCUGUUUCUCUGUGCUGAAGCGAACGUACGGCGACCUUGUCAAAGCGAUGAUAGCACUCGGGGUUUAUCACAUCGACAAACCAAGGUUCCUCGAACUGUUUCUUGAAGCUCGGAAAAAGACGUUCAGCACAAGGAACAUCAGGAAACGCCAGAGAGAGAUAAGCCCAACAGAUCAGGCGCUUCAGAAAAUCAUCAAGGGCUGCCAGAUGGCGAUUCACAACGCUACUCUUUUGCAGGAAGAGAACUCGCGACUUCGAGCUGAAAAUGGUCGACAAAAGAGAAAGCGGGCACGCCGAGCUUUUAUCCAGGCAGGAGGGACUAUGACGAUUGGAGAAGGGAUGACACACAUCGAGGCCUUCCAGAAAGCUCCUGAGAAGGGCCAAAGAAGCCAGGAAGCUCGUCGAGAGGUCGAAGAAGGAGAAGCGGGGCCAUCGGAAACGACUGCGCCAAAGGCGCGAAAGCGCCAAGCCAACCGCGCCGGCCAUCGUCAACGUCAUUCUAUCACUAACCACGACACAUCGUCGAGAUACGUCAGGAUCCGCAGGAUGGACGAGCUUGAUCCUAGCCUAGUUCAGCGCGUUGGCAGAAAGAUCUCGGCCGUCGUCGAGAGGUAUCUGCUUGACGAUCAGGAGGUCACGCCUAAGAACACCCGCAAGGCAUAUGGACCAAAGCAGGCCGAGUGGAUGGAAUGGUGCAAGUCUCGCUUCCCCGAGAUCCCCCCUGGUUGGCCGGCGCAGUACCAGAUAGGUAGAGCCCUACCUGGCCACCUUGUUGACGAGGGUAAGCUGGUGCUCUUCCUUGACGAAGAGAUCGCCUCCCGCGCUCCCAAGCGCGGCAAGCGUCGUAUGGCCGAGACGCAACGGUUCAAGGCGGAAGGGAAGCUCAAGAAGCGGAAGAGGGAGAGCCCAUUGCCGCCGUCGUCAACUGGAGCAGCUACGGCCGACGUAAUUGUCGUCGGCGGGGGUCCAGCUGAGGAUCUGGAGUCGAACUCGGACUCGGACGUUGGCAAACCUGGUCCGGACUCGGCCGUCCGCACCUCUACACUCAAACUGCAGUAUAGCACUGUACGGCUAUACUCCAGCGCUAUCAUCAACCUCUACGCACAGCAAAAGACCAGAGGCGAGAACCCAGCUCCGCCCCCCAAUGGCCUAGCAAAGAAGGCGCUUAUGCGGCAUAUCCUCCGUGAGGCCGCUUGCCGGAGCCGCAAUGAGUGGGCAGACCGUCUCCUAAACACCAUCAAGGACGGCUAUUUGCCGGCCAAGAUCCCCGAGCAUACGGCAGCGGCCUGGCGGUUCAGCGAUGUCAAUAGCGGCUUCCGUACGAACGUCGACUUCCUUUUCGGCAACCACAUGCUCUUGCGGUCGAGCAACAGGCUACUGCUCGAGCUAGCCGACUGUUUUUGCCUGGAUUUACCAAAGGAGGGUAUCAAGACGGAUGCCCCGACGAAGGCCUUUGUCGUUCUGAUGAACCAGGGGAAGACGAACCAGCACGGCCAGGUUGAAUACGGCUCUUGUCUACGGCAUCGCGAUCCGGAGGCUUGCCUUAUCGGCCAGCUUGCCUUCUGGCUUUUCUUCCGUUGGCAGGCCGAGAAGAUUGCCGCCGAGCCGUUCCCGGAUUUCAGCCGGCCGGAGCUGUGGUACCGGACGAAGGUCCUGCGCCGGAGCAAGGCUGACUAUACGGGGCAGCUGUCGUACGCAACAGCCCACAAGUGGACCUUGGACUUCUACAGCAUGUGUGGUAUCACCACGAGCAAGGCUACCCACGCGCCGAGAGUGGCAGCGGCGCAAAAUGCCGAUAUGGCGGGAGUGUCGGACGCGCAGAUCCGACGCGCCGGCCGGUGGGAGAACGGCGACCAGAUGACUGGCUGUUAUAUAACGACGCUACCGUUCGAGUUCAUGCGCGCCACUGCGGACUUCGAGCCUGCGUGGGCCGGCAGCUACCACGUGCCAAGGGCAACAGUGCAGCCAGAGCCGUGGUUGCGCUCACAGAUCUGGCCGGAUCUAGAUCGUUGGCGUGAUUUCGAGGCUGACGACAAGGCUACAGGCGCGUUCAUCGAGUUGUUACACUGGCUGCGGGACGUCCUGUUGCAGGAUGCUGUGUUCUUGAUAGCCAAGUACCCGGGGCACCCCGUCUUCCAAGAUCCAGUAUUCUGGUCGCCCCAGUUCAACGCCUUUGCUACCAAGCUUACCGUCGAGAAGGCGGUGGAGAGGAGGCACUUGGAGUUAGUUCAGGAGGUCAAGCAGUUGAAGGCCCAGGUUGCCGAUAUGUGUCGGAUGGAGUACCAAGUCGUUACCACCUUUACCCCCAGUGGGCGGCUACACCGUACCGAGCAGUUCGUACGCCAGCAGGGCCACAAGGCCUCUAUAUCGCCGCCCGGGGUACCGAACCGAAGGCCGAUGACGCCGUUGGCCGGACCUCCGCUUAGCACCGUCUCUCGGCUCGACUGUGGAGCUGAUUCAACGCCGGCCACCUAUAUAGGAGCAGCUGCUAGCUCCAGCCCUGCGGUACUUGGUGCGCCGGCUAUAACGGUCGCGCGGCAGGGCCCGCCGCAGAUCCGGUUCCCGCGUAUGCUUCGUACGGUGGGGGACCUCUAUCAGCUCUGGCGCCAUGGGCUCGCAAUGAUGCCCUCUAUUGACGAGCUCGAGAGGCAGUGGGGCUCGCGAUGGCGCCUGCGCAACGAGAGGCAGCUCUUCUCCAUGCGGAAGGUCGUUAUGGAUGAGGUCGUACGGCUUGCCAGUGCUCGAGGGUGGCCAGAGGAGGACGCGGUCCGGGAAGUCGAGAAGCAGCGCGUUGAGGCCGGCAACCUCUCGCUAGAUGCCUUGGCAAAGCAUAUAAAGGCUAGACGAUAG
Molecule: messenger RNA, 3801 nt
Organism: Chaetomium globosum CBS 148.51
Lineage: Eukaryota; Fungi; Ascomycota; Sordariomycetes; Sordariales; Chaetomiaceae
Exons: 7
Coding region: 1-3801 (1266 amino acids)
Cellular component (GO): nucleus
Molecular function (GO): DNA binding
Source: RefSeq, a predicted model, not a curated record